Molecule: messenger RNA, 1565 nt
Organism: Eurypyga helias (sunbittern)
Lineage: Eukaryota; Metazoa; Chordata; Aves; Eurypygiformes; Eurypygidae
Gene: TCP11L1
Product: t-complex 11, testis-specific-like 1
Exons: 9
Biological process (GO): signal transduction
Source: RefSeq, a predicted model, not a curated record
AACUGAAAAUGUCUCAGAAUCCUGACAAGCCACAUUCAAGUGAAGGAAAGCUGAGUGGUUUGGAGGAUGGUCAAGAGGAGAGCUUGGACAACCCGGAUCAGUCUAUCAGAAAAAGAAUACGGCAGAGUGCUCCAGGGUCACACACAGAUGACACACCAAAGUCUAGUCCUCCUCGGCCUGUGUCGGUAGAAGAGCUCAUGGAAACAGCUAAGGGAGUGACCAAUAUGGCAUUGGCACACGAAAUCGUUGUUAAUGGAGACUUCCAGAUAAAACCAGCCGAGUUACCAGAACACAGCUUAGAAAAAAAAGUAAGAGAUAUUGUGCAUAAAGCUUUCUGGGAUUGUCUGGAAGCUCAGCUAAAGGAAGAUCCGCCAACGUAUGACCAUGCAAUUAAACUACUGGGAGAAAUUAAAGAGAAUCUCCUGUCUUUCUUGCUGCCUGGUCAUACUAGACUGAGAAGCCAGAUUACGGAAGUUCUUGACCUGGAUUUGAUAAAACAGGAGGCAGAGAAUGGGGCCCUGGACAUUUCUAAGUUGGUCGAAUUUGUUAUUGGGAUGAUGGGGACUCUCUGUGCUCCAGCUCGAGAUGAAGAAAUUAAGAAACUGAAAGAUAUUAAUGAAAUAGUUCCUCUGUUCAGAGCAAUUUUCUCUGUAUUAGACCUAAUGAAAAUGGAUAUGGCAAACUUCGCUGUCAGCAGUAUUAGGCCAAAAUUAAUGCAGCAGUCUGCUGAGUAUGAAAGAAAGAAGUUUCAGGAGUUUCUUGAGAAACAGCCAAAUUCUUUAGACCUCGUCACAAGGUGGUUGCAAGAAGCAGCGGAUGAUCUCGCGAAGCUGAGGUGUAGGGCGUUGCCUCUGCGCUGUAGCGGGGAUGGUGCCGCUGGUGGAGCUGCUGCCUUGUGCCCCACAGCUGUGCAGAACCAGGCCUACCUGAAGCUCCUUAAGUGGGAUCAUGUCAACAGGCCUUUUCCAGAGACAGUGCUAAUGGACCAGAGCCGCUUUCAGGAAAUACAGCUGGAGCUGGAGCAGCUCCUCCUGACGGGGACCGUCCUUCUGGUCACAUUCAGCGCAGCAGGCUCCGCACUCGUCGAUAUGCCUGGGUUUGCAGAGAAAAUCAAAACCGUCGUCAAGGUGCUGCUGGCAGGGAAGCAAUAGUCCCCCUCCUUUAACCUGCAGGAAUCUUUGGCUACCAUCGGUGAAAAGGUGUGUGCCGAAGUGAACAGCUGCCUCUCCCGGCAUGGGUUUACACCGCUCUCAGCUGAGAGAGAGACCGGACUGAAGGGGCAGAUCCAAGCAGUGGCCGACCCGGACAACACCAUACGCAGGCUCAUAGAUUCUCGAAUUGAAAAGUUUCUGGAGAAUUAUCUUGCAUCUAGCCACCAGAGAUCCUUACCUGCUGUUCCUGGAGGAUUAGGCCCUGUUCAGAGAGAGCUGGAAGAGGUCGCUGUCAAGUACGUUCGUCUUGUCAACUACAACAAAAUGGUCUUCAGCCCUUUCUAUGAUGCAGUCCUUGGCAAAAUACUGGCUGAGGGGGAAUCCCAGCUCGUAGGGAAGUCAGAAGAAUCGUAA